AGUCUUGCUUAAUAUUCAAUCGGAAAUCGUUACAAGUCUGAAAUUGAUAUUAAAAUGAUGAAGUUUAUAAUUGCUUUAACCUUUCUUCUGAUUGUGAGCAAUGUAUCAGCUUUCUGGGGUCCAUGUGCCGGAGUUCCAUCUCCGGAAUGGGUAACCUCUCCAUUGUGUGAUGCUGUUAGAUGCACAGUAAGCCGAGGGGGAACUUUAGUAGCUCAAGCUCAAUACACUUCCCCAAGAUCACAUAAUGAGUUGAUUGUUAGGUUUACUGCAUUCCUUCUUGGUCUCCCAGUUGUUCUUCCUUCCUCACCUGGAUUCGAGGAUGCAUGCACACAACUGGCUAAUGGAAUAACUUGUCCAACACCAGCAAACGUGCCACUUAUUUGGGAUAUGAAUUCACCAAUUCCUACAGCAGUACCUGCUUUUGAUAAUGCUUCGGUUAGAGUUGAACUUCUAGAGAACAAUCAAUCUGUUGUAUGUGCAAUGGUUACGGCAAGAAUUUUAUAAUCACAACAAAUAGAUAUUCUCUGAUGUUUUAAAAAAAUAUUUAUUGAAUAAAUCAUUUUUGUUUGAAUCAUGUUGCUCUAAUCUAUUAUUUACAUUGAACGCAUUAAUUUAGGCGACCAAUUCAGGUUGGAAAAUUUAUAUUAUGAUAUGCCUCAAGUUUUUAUUUAAUGUACAAUUUUUUCAAAGCUUAGCUGUUUUUUUUAUGGAAGUUUGAGAUGGUAUCUUAUCUAAUCAAGAAUUGAUUUAUAUUUAUCAUACUUAGUUAUAUUUUCUUACUGAUUGUUACACCAAUUCUUAAUUUAUAGAUGCAACAAACUUAAAGGAGAGCG
Messenger RNA from Clunio marinus, 833 nucleotides. NCBI's taxonomy places the organism in Eukaryota, Metazoa, Arthropoda, Insecta, Diptera, Chironomidae. The record is from the annotation of a GenBank genome assembly.